AUGGAGCCCUACGAGGAUGGUUUUAUUGAGGAGCAGGAAGAGCAGGAGGAGGAGCGUACUGAGGAGAAGAUCAUCAAUGAAGAAUACAAAACAUGGAAGAAGAAUGCGCCGUUCUUGUAUGAUAUGAUUCUCAGCACAGCUCUGGAGUGGCCCACUCUCACGACACAAUGGCUACCCGACAAGCAAGAGGUGCCCGAUAAACCGUAUUCCACGCACCGCCUGUUGAUCGGUACACAUACGUCGAGCGACGCGCAGAACUACCUGCAAGUUGCUCACGUGCAGCUUCCUAACCCGACCACUCCCAACCCAGACGACUACGAUGAGGAGCGCGGAGAAAUCGGUGGCUAUGGCGGAAGCUCCAAGAAAGCGCCUAUGGAAAUUAAAUUCAACAUCGUCCAAAAGAUUGACCACAAGGGCGAGGUCAACAAAGCUCGGUAUCAACCACAAAACCCUAAUGUGAUCGCCACGAUGUGUACGGACGGGAGAGUCAUGAUCUGGGAUCGCUCAAAGCACCCCAGUCUGCCCACCGGCACCGUGAACCCACAGAUGGAACUUUUGGGACACACCAAGGAGGGUUUCGGUCUCAGCUGGAGCCCUCAUGCUACAGGCCACCUCGUCACGGGUAGUGAAGACAAGACUGUCCGACUCUGGGACUUGACGACGUUCACGAAGGGUAACAAGGCCCUCAAGCCUACUCGUACCUACACGCAUCAUUCCUCUAUUGUCAACGACGUUCAGUAUCACCCCCUGCACUCCUCUCUCAUUGGAACAGUAUCCGACGACAUUACCCUUCAAAUUCUCGACAUCCGAGAGGCAGAAACAACCCGUGCGGCCGCGUCGGCCGAGGGUCAGCACCGCGAUGCGAUCAAUGCCGUCGCUUUCAACCCCGCUGCGGAAACUGUCCUUGCGACUGGCUCGGCUGAUAAAACGAUCGGUCUCUGGGAUCUCCGUAACCUCAAGACCAAGCUUCACGCACUUGAAUGCCACAACGACUCGGUCACCUCGAUCUCUUGGCAUCCGUUCGAGGAGGCCGUUCUGGCUAGUGCCAGCUACGACCGGAAGAUCAUGUUCUGGGAUCUGAGCCGAGCGGGCGAGGAGCAAACUCCUGACGAUGCCCAGGAUGGACCACCCGAGCUGCUCUUCAUGCAUGGUGGACAUACCAACCGGAUCUCCGACUUCAGCUGGAACCUCAACGACCCAUGGGUUCUUUGCUCCGCUGCCGAAGACAAUCUACUACAGGUCUGGAAGGUUGCUGAUGCCAUUGUUGGCAAGGAUCUGGAAGACGUUCCGACUGAGGAGAUUGAGCCUUGA
This is a messenger RNA of Aspergillus melleus, 1311 nucleotides long. RefSeq names its product WD repeat RBAP46/RBAP48/MSI1 family protein (gene HAT2). Bases 1 to 1311 code for a protein of 436 amino acids. The transcript is spliced from 6 exons. Gene Ontology annotation, molecular function: histone binding. Gene Ontology annotation, biological process: regulation of gene expression. The record is from RefSeq and is a predicted model, not a curated record. Gene Ontology annotation, cellular component: Rpd3L-Expanded complex; cytoplasm; nucleus. Lineage: Eukaryota; Fungi; Ascomycota; Eurotiomycetes; Eurotiales; Aspergillaceae.